ACCGUCUGGUGCUGCCAUCUACUAAUCUAUUGUGAAAUUACGAAUGCUGGUGAGUUGCGUGUAUAUUGAGGAUGUGACAAAUCGUGAAAAUGGGGAGUUUUGAUAAUUUUCUUUUCAUAUUUCUCUAUAUUUUGGAUAAACUUGCCUCCACAGAUGGACAUAAUUGUUUCCACCGAUUACCUAAGCCACAUGAGGUGCUUCACAAUGUCCACAUAGAGCCAUCUCACAUCCUGAGGAAGCGCAGUAUAUCGCAGAAUCUAAGAAUACAUCUUGUCUAUGAUAAAAGUUUACAAGAUCUCUCCAAAGAAAAGUUCAAAUUUAUAAAGGAAGAAAUUAUGCCAGAGGCUGUUUUGUUUUGGGAAAAAACUCUUCAAGUGAGACAGACUGUUCAACCAUUAAAAUUAGUUAGACAAUGUGAAACCAGCUACAUUCGCUACAAAAAUGAUGACCCGUACCAUUACUGCAGUGAUGGAUGUUCUCCUAUGACAAUGUGUGGGGAGAUCAGGGUGCCGGAAGAUCAUUUAGAUGUCUGUCGGAUGUGUUCUCCUCCGCCAUCUGGUUCAUGCUAUACAAAUGGUACAUCUGGACCAGGCGUGCGCAAUGCUGACUUCAUAUUGUAUGUCUCUACAAAAACAACCAAGAGAUGUGGAUACGGUACCACGGUCGCUUAUGCUGCUUACUGCCAAUUGGAAGGUGCUCUUGAUAGACCAGUAGCUGGUUAUGUGAAUAUUUGCCCAAAUUCUAUAUCGACAAAGUUUCAUGAUCUCACCCAGAUAGCUGCCACAAUCAAACACGAGAUACUCCACGCUUUGGGUUUCUCUGCAGGACUGUACGCAUUCUUUCGAGACAAAGAUGGCAAACCACUCACACCCAGAUUGGGAUCUAGCGGAAAACCAUUGUACAACAAAACGUUGUCUUUGUACCAAUGGGGUGAAAAUAUUAUCAAGCUGGUUAGAAGAAAGGAUUGGCUUGUGCGAGGGGGCACAGUGGAUAAAUAUGUUCAUAUGGUGGUUACACCAAAAGUAGUGGAAGAAGUCCGUAAUCAUUUCAAUUGCUCAACAUUAGAAGGCGCUGAGCUAGAAGAUCAGGGAAUUGUGGGAACAGCGUUGACUCACUGGGAAAAGAGGGUUUUUGAGAAUGAAGCAAUGACGGGAACUUACACACAGAAUCCGUCAAUAUCUCGGAUCACAUUGGCUUUAAUGGAGGACAGCGGGUGGUAUAAACCCAAUUACGAUUCUGCAGAACCGUUGUCUUGGGGGCGAAAUCUCGGCUGUGGGUUUGUGAAUAAUAGCUGUCUUUACUGGAUGGAGAAACAUAAACAUACUGAGCGAUCAAUUCAUCCGUACUGCCAGCAAAUUAAGUAUAACGAUGGUCUCAAGACAGAAUGUACUGAUACCAGGGAGGCCGUAGCAUUAUGUAACCUGAUAGAGUUUGAUAAGGAUUUAGAACCUCAGUAUCAGUAUUUUUCAAGUCUUCCCGAUGUAUCCGACGUUUUAGCUGGAAGAUAUGGUGGCUCAGUGGAGUUGGCUGAUUACUGCCCAUACAUACAGGAGUUUAGCUGGAAGAGAGGUGACGUUGUCAUCAGAGCUUCAAAGUGUAUGGAGAACGAGAAUUCACCUGACAAAUACUCAAACUAUGCAUUAGAGAGCUAUGGUAAUAAUUCAGUUUGUAUACAGCAGUCGGCACCAUGGGUCCUCAUGAAGUGUGAUAGGACGCAUAAAGUGCAGCAUUGGGGGAGUGGCUGUUACAUGCAUUCGUGCAGUGAUAAAGGCCUCUCUCUUAUCGUUGAGGGUCGGGAGUACCCUUGUUAUAAAGAAGGUCAGGUGCUACAAAUCAAGGCCAUCAGCAUGGGAUAUCUUCACAGCGGAGAAAUAAUAUGCCCCAGUUGUCAGGAAAUUUGCAAGGGAGAUGGCAUGGAGUGUCCAAAAGAACAAGAUCCACCGCUGACAAGAACAGAUAUCGUAGAGCCAGCAAUUCCAUGUGCUAGUACACAGAGCCACCUAGUGGCAUCUUUAUUAGUUAUAAUGUUAAUAGCAGCCGUUGCUUUGUCUUGAGACUGUGAUCCCUGUUAGGUCAUCUUGUUGUGUUUCUAUCACUGCCACUAGGGGGCAUUAAAAGGAUUUGCAGGGUUUAAUCCAGAUGAGAGACAUUUUGUCAUAGUUAGGAAAAAAUUACAGUCGGUCCAACACGUUCAAAUUAAAGGGAACUGGAACCGCCGAGCGAUUUUUUCAACUUUUCGACUUUCACCGCCCUGUUCGAGUUCAGAUUUGUAGCUCCGCCCCCCAGUGCCCGAGCAUGCGCAGUUCAAGGAAAACACUGAAUGUGAAAUGUGAUUGGUGACAACAACAACAGGAAUGUUAAGUAAAUCCAGCCCACCGAAGACUAAAUAUCUGGUGCCAUAGAUAAGGAAUCUGUGAAUUGUUUGAACACCCAUUAAAAGUAAAUUUGAAACUUUUUACUUGAAUAAUCUUUAUUCUGACUUGCAACUUUUACAUGUUUUAUGAUAUACGUUUUUAAAGGAAAGUUUUUUUGAGAAGUUUUAUGUUCUUGUCUGACCAUUAAAGAGUUCGAUCAGUGGGUUCAAUCAUGAUUCAAUAUGUUACCCCUAGCUUUGAAAGCUUUAUUAUCCAUUUGUGUUUCAUUAUCCAUUUUUGUAUUUCUGUAUAUUUCUGAUUACUGGUCUAUUGCAGUGUGAUGUUGGUAUUUCAGUGGACCCUCACUCGGUAGACACCCUCUCUAUCACUGACUGAUACUUGGCCAGGCCAGACGUUCCUUGACACCUUCACUCCUUUUUGAACGCUGUGCACAUGCACAUCUUCCUGUAUACACUUGAUACUACAAAUAAAUCCUUAAACAAUCUGAAAUGCUAUAUAAAGGCAGGGUUUGAAUUUGAAAAAAAUAUAUUCUCAAGAGAUGAUGUCAGUUUUUUUUAAAUGCUUCUGCCGAUUAUACCAACAGAGCACAUGUCACAAGAAUGAAUAAACUGAUUGUGUAUUCCCCCUUCUCUUCAGUUAUGUAAGCUUGCAGCUCAUAUAAAACAGUUGUUAUUG
Messenger RNA from Lineus longissimus, 3050 nucleotides. Its product is annotated as leishmanolysin-like peptidase. The record is from RefSeq and is a predicted model, not a curated record. Gene Ontology annotation, cellular component: membrane; cytoplasm. The transcript is spliced from 17 exons. Gene Ontology annotation, biological process: cell adhesion; proteolysis. The coding region runs from base 90 to 2054 and encodes 654 amino acids. Gene Ontology annotation, molecular function: metalloendopeptidase activity. Lineage: Eukaryota; Metazoa; Nemertea; Pilidiophora; Heteronemertea; Lineidae.